Lates calcarifer (barramundi perch) is the source of this 9925-nucleotide messenger RNA. It is a transcript of the gene uhmk1, whose product is annotated as U2AF homology motif (UHM) kinase 1. Gene Ontology annotation, biological process: peptidyl-serine phosphorylation; regulation of protein export from nucleus; positive regulation of translational initiation. Gene Ontology annotation, cellular component: neuronal ribonucleoprotein granule; nucleus. The record is from RefSeq and is a predicted model, not a curated record. Lineage: Eukaryota; Metazoa; Chordata; Actinopteri; Centropomidae. Gene Ontology annotation, molecular function: RNA binding; ATP binding; protein serine/threonine kinase activity.
GGGCAGACUGCAGGAAAAGAUGGACCGCAAACCUGCAAAGAGGGGGGCAGGAACGGAAGCUAGAUUAAUAUCAACAACCUGAGUUCACGACUCAGGGAAAACUUGACAGCGUUCGAGGCCGAUUAACUUUACCAUGUUGUUAUGUCCAGUUAAAAUGCCGUAAUAAUAUCCGGCACAUUAUGGAGGAGUCGUGUUAUUGCGCGCCGUGGAAGUGGGUUGUUUUUGGGCUCAAAUUCAGUGGCUAGUUUAGUCAUUUGGAGGAGCUAAGUUAGCUAACUUUUUGUGAGUUGGCUGGAGUCAACUAAUUUUGACAGCCUCAGUAGGCAAACAAUAGUUUAAUAUGCUCGGACAUUGCUCCGUGCUUAGUUUUAACAAGGUUGCGGGUGUAGCCGUAUUGUCUGCUAGCUGGUGUUAGCUCGUCCUGGUAGUUUUAUGUGGCGCUAACAGAGCCCAGUUUGCUCGCAAUGCUCCUGCAGCUGCUCCCACCUGUCAACUAGCUGGCUCUUCUUCUCCUGUCUCCUGUCUCCUGUGUCCCACCUGCCGUUGCUCAAUGGCUCACUGCGGCUCUUCCGAACCGAGCGCAAAAGCACAGACACCGCGCCCGGAGAGCAUCUUGCCGUCGCAGGGUAGCGUAGACCAAAGCAUGAAGCCGGUGCUCUUCGAGAUCUUCGGCGAGAUAUGGACCGUCCAGUCGCGGCUCGGCCAGGGAGUCUCGGCCUCGGUGUACCGGGUCAGCUCAGGCAGGGCCACCACAGCCGCUGUUAAGGAGUUCCAGGCCGACACUCAGGGAGGAGAUUACGGGUAUCUCAAGGAGAGGUCCGUGCUGGAGGACAUCCAGGGACAUAAAAAUAUCGUGACACUGUAUGGGGUGUUCACCAACCACAGCUGUAUGGGUGUUGCCACCCGUUGUCUUCUGCUGGAGCUCUUGGAUGUCAGUGUGUCUGAGCUGUUGGUGAGAGGCAGCAGUGGUACCCAGGGUGGUAGACCCCAGCAGGGCCACUCCAUGUGGCUCGUUCAGCACUGUGCCAGAGACAUCCUGGAGGCUCUCGCUUUCCUUCACAAAGAAGGCUACGUCCACGCCGACCUCAAGCCACGCAACAUCCUCUGGAGCGCUGAUGACGAGUGCUUCAAGCUCAUCGACUUUGGCCUCAGCUUCAAAGAGGGAAACCAGGAUGUCAAAUACAUCCAGACAGACGGGUAUCGCGCUCCGGAGGCUGAGCUUCAGAACAGCCUUGCUCAGGCCGGGGUGGAGGUGGAGGGAGACUCGGGCUGCACGGCCGCUGUGGACCUGUGGAGCCUGGGCAUCAUCCUGUUGGAGAUGUUCUCAGGAAUCAAACUCAAAGACACCGUCCGCUCGCAGGAGUGGAAGGAUAACAGUGCUGCCAUUGUUGACCAUAUCUUUGCCAGCAACAGUCUGCUGUGCCCUGCCAUCCCUGUCUAUCACCUCAGAGACCUUAUCAAAAGCAUGCUUCUCAAUGACCCCAAGCAAAGAUGCACAGCUGAAACUGCCCUGCUGAGCCCGUUCUUCAGUAUUCCCUUUGCACCUCACAUUGAGGACCUGGUUCUGCUGCCCUCUCCUGUUCUGCGUCUGCUCAACCUGAUUGAUGACAGUCAUCUGCACAAUGAAGAGGAAUAUGAAGACAUCCUGGAGGACAUGAAAGAGGAGUGUCAGAAGUACGGCUCAGUGGUUUCUUUGCUCAUCCCCAAGGAGAACCCAGGGAAAGGACAGGUGUUUGUAGAGUAUGCCAACUCCAGUGACUCCAAAGAGGCUCAGAGAUUGCUGACAGGACGCACCUUCGAUGGGAAAUUUGUUGUGGCCACCUUCUACCCUCUCAGCGCUUACAAAAGAGGUUACUUGUAUCAAACUGUGCAGUAAAGUCCUGAAGCUCAAUUUACACCUCUGCAAUUGCAUGAAAUAACACAGCUGCAUAGGGCACCCCAGGGUCAUUUUCUCCCUAUAGAAAUAACUAGACCACACUGAGUUAUGAGUGGCUGCUCUGCAGUUAAAACUGAUUCACUAAUUAAUGAGUGUAGUUUAAAGUUCUGCAUGUUAGCCAUGUGGUUUUCUACAGUUGAUUAAACUUGGUGUGGAACGUAUGCAACACUUACAUCAUCUAAACACAACAUCUAAAUAGUAGCAUCUGUCUAGAUAAAAUAGUCAAAUCCUUUAUCUCAUCAGUUGAAUCAGGGAUGUGAUGAUCAGAAACAGUGGGAUAACACUGAUCACCCAGUAGUAAUGAAUGGGAGUUUUAUGACUGAUGAUAAACAAAUCCCUGUAAACUGAUGAUGUCCUGUGGUGAAACUAGUGUACUAUCCUGUUGUUAAAUUAUUCAUAAUAAUAAUUAUGCUACUGCUGCCUAUUUAUAGUUGUUAUAUUCAACAUUAAUGAGAGGAAAUGGUGUGGUAAAUGGGAUAUAGAGGCAGCCUUCGCUGGCUGCUCAGGCAGUUUUCAGGUAGAAAUAGUUUGGAGUGACCCCUCCACAAGUUCGUAGUUUUCACUCAUUCUCUGCCAUUAUCUGAGCAAGCCAAGGGUUCCUUGUGCCCUGCACUGUAGCCCUAUGCUUUGUAGCUUUUUCAUUACAAAAGUCACCAUACUCAGAAAAUAUUUUUAGCAUCGGUUGACAAUGCUCCUGACAUACACUGAGUUUUGUGUUUUGACUGCAACACUGAAAGUGCAUAAGAACAAGUUUUUGAGAAUGUGCUGAAAAGAAUCAGAUAUUCAUCUGAAUAUCUAAUGUAAUGAUGUUAAUCCUUUCCCAGUUGGAGAAUGAGUCUAUGAACAAAGAGAAAAGUAGUUCCAACUGUGGUAGAAAAUGACUUCUAACUAACUAAAGCCAAGUACCCUUUCAUUUUACCUCGUAGAAUAGUGCAAUUUGAAAUUCCAAUUUAGAGCCAAGAUGUUAAGCAGUAGUCUUACAGAGACAAUGGAAAAUGCAGAUAUGCAGUCAACUGUUCCUCUACCAUGUAAGGGGUAGUGUAAUGCCACUGUGUGUAGAAUUUUUUGUAGCAUCUUUCAAAUGACUCCAGAAGCAUUUGAUCAAAGAAAAAACAGACAAUCCUGGACAUAAUUGGUGCAGUCUGUGGCCAUAGUUUUCAAAUCCUACACAUAGUGGCUUUAAGGAUUGUGUAAGUGAAAGGAGAGUCUGUAGUGGCUACUCAAGACAGUAUCAAGUGUAAUGUUAUGCAAUUUUCCAGUGUUCCACCUAUUAGUCUCUAAGUUAGUUUGUGCAUGAACCAGAGGGUUGACUGCCAGCCCAACUUUGUAGCACUACUGUCCUGUGGGAAUACAUUUUACCAAGGAGUUCCUAAAAUACAGGACAUAGAAUAGUUUCAUACUUCUGUAUUUUAUGAAUCAAUGUGACAGAAUUGUCAUAGAGUAUGCAGUCUUGAAAUGAAAAUUUCUUGCAAUAUUGUUUUACAAUUUUACCAAGUGGAGUCCAGAAAUGAUCACAAUUGUUUUGAAUAGUAGUGAUUGUCAGCAAGCCUGGUAUUUUCUCAGUGGAAUGUACUUUUUGUUGUAGUGCCAGAAAUUCUUUUGUUGUUUUGGUUCCACUGGGUCUGCUAUGGUAACAUUGCCGAGCCCAUUGAGUCACACUGAAGCAUCAGAUGAUUUCUACACAAGUGCCCUGUGAUAUUCACAAACUAGCUAGCUAACUAACCAAAAUGCUACUAUUACAACAGGUGGUGCUACGCCUGUAUGUGUUGAUUCCUUACGUAGCUGAAGCCGUUGCAGAUGCCUUAGAAAAUAAAUCCCUUCCAGCAGAUGUAGUGCUGCCCACUUAACAAAACUAGAUUGUUGCUGACAAUAAAAAUGGAGCAGAAAUCUCUUUCGUAGUCUACAUAAAGCUAUUCAUUGCCCAUUUUUAAUGUAUUCUUAUUAAAGCCAGAGUAUGUAAUUUUUACUGAAUAGCAGCCACUGCAGUUACAAGUGAAAGCGAUGGUAUUAUGCUAAUGCUGGUGUUAGCCAAGCUACUGUUCGGCUUUUAGUAGUAUAGUUUACUAUUUAGCUAAAAUGCAAAAUAAUAAUAUAAUACUCACACAGAUGUGUGCAUUAGUGUUUAUGAAUUCAGUGUUUUAUUUGUAAGAGGGAGAAUGUGUAAAAGUUACAUAGUCUGGUGUAUAAGAAACUGCAACUGGUUGUAACGUUGUAGAGCACAAAUACAGAGGUCUGUUCCAUUUAAAUGGAUCAUCUGAUUUGAGUAUGUGAAGAAAAACUGAAGAGUAAAAUGAGAACAUGUUUGAAGCAAUAUGGACACGUGAAUCUUCCUCUGUCUGAGACUUAUUUUUAUUAAAUACUGUGUUGCUCCUUCCAGUAGUAAAAUAUAUCUAAAUUCUGCAACAAAAAAUAUAAAAACCUAGAGUCAGAGGAAAGUUGGAGUCUCUAAAGUACUCCAAAAACAUAUUUUUCUACAAACUUAAUUUGUAUGUGCCUGAAAUGUGAAUUCCAGAGUUUUCCACUGGCCUAAAUAUCUUGAUUUAAAACUUGAAUUAGACUCCACAUGACUAUAAAGGACAUUUAAAUUAGCAGUCUCUGGUACAUUGUUGUCACAUGCUUGUAACCAGUGGCCCUUAAAUAACAAUACCAGACUAAAAACCAAUGAUUUAUUCCACAAACGUUAUAUCAUUUGUCCUGUAGUUUGUCAUGGACCUCGUAUAGAAAAUGAAUCUUUGGUAAUAUGAAGAUGUUCCUUUAAGGCAUUUUGUAUCAUUUAGGAUCUAUGCAGCUCCAUAAGUAUCUUCUGCUGUUCCCACAGACAAAUACAUGAUAGUUUGUCUAGUUUUCUGUAGCAGGGCUGCUGUGAGUACUGACCUGGUCCCCUGCAAGAACAAGUAUGGCUUGAAAAGUACUAAAGGGAGUUUGGACAUGGUGAAGAGAACUCCCUGUGUUUGUGUUCAACGUCGCAUGACAAAUCAGUGUGUGGGUUGUGCUCUUUACAUGGUAUUGAGACACUGUGUGAGUGUAGAUUUAAAGAAUUAGAGGGGCUGUGUUAGAGAGUGUAUAGAGUCUGAAAAUGAGGUUGCUGUCCAGCAGCUUUUGUUGAUUGGGACCUCAGUCAAUGUGAUUAUAGAUUGUUUUAUUUUUUUUAUGCUUUAUUUUACAGGUCCAUAAUGUCGUAAUAAUUAUCUCGGAAGUUAUGUUGAAAGAAUCAUGUGAUUUGGUACAAUUUUCAGGGAGGUACAAUUUUAUUGAAAAACAAAAUUUUAAACCCAAGUAAUUAUUAAUAUAUUAUUCAUUUAUUAUUGGAAAUAUCAUCCUUUGUAUGUGUUGAAAUUUGUGCUUACCUGUAAACAAAUUUAGAAAAGUCCAUGGGUUACACCAAUAAUUUAUUGAAUUGAACUAAUUAGAAGUGUACCCUUCCAACUUUGUCUGUAUUUUCUCUAUAAUUACUACAAACUAAGUCUUGUCCAGUACAUACCUGGUGGACAGAGCACAGGAGGAUGACAUCAUGCCAAAGAAACUGUUGGUAUUGAGUCACCACUAAGUGUAUUAGAAAUUCAGCGUUUUGGUUGUGGAUCUUUGUCCAACUAUUAACUUCCAAAAGUUGUAGUUCUAGUAAAAUAAAGUCUUAUUUCUUUUUUGUUGUUUGCAAAGUUUAGAGAUGCAGGGCCAGUUAGAGGCCUACAUUUUUUGUUUUAGAUAGGGGCAUUUUGCUGUCAGUACAUACUUCACAUUUAAAUUCCUGACAGGAAACAUUAGGGGAGAGAGGAGUAUCACAUGCAACAAAGAUCCCAGAUGAAAUCAAACCAGGGUUGUUGCAGUUACAUGAUAUGUGUCUUCACCACUUGGUCAUUGGGAUGCCCUCCUCAUCACCUUUAAAGUGAGAUAUGCACUAAAGUUUCCAAGACGAUUUUCUAAAACGACAGACAGCAACACAUAAUACAACAAAUUCUGACACAGGCAACAAGUGAUAAAUCUUUACAUGACAAAAUGACAUGACAACUCAAGUGAAACUGUCUUUCACAGAUCUUUCAUAUUAAGGGUUUUAUUCCCAACACAUCUGUGCAGCAUGUGGUCUUCCACACCUAAACUGCCUUGUCCCAAUGUCACUUGAAAAGCUGCCAUGUCACUGCUUGGCUUGUGGUUGUCAUAAAUCCCUUCAGGCGACAUGAACGCAAAGCCAGGUGAUAGCCAAAGCCAGGUGACAAAACGGAAGCGAAGAGAUGAAGUUGAGAGAUGACUGAAAAGGAAGAAGCAGAUGUGACUACUAUGUCAUUGCUAAUGACUUUAUUGACAUGACCAUCCACUGAAUCCACAGUUUAAAAGACUCACUGCCAUUGUUCAGUUCACUGCAACAUGGUUUAUGAGUGAUUCAUACUCUGGUUUGUUUGUCAUCUUGUGUCACAGACUGGAGGGUGUUACUGACUCUGAAUCUGAGAGUCAAACAGUAUAAGUGUUUGGACUGUAUGAAUGUUAACAUUAGGUUGUUGGUUGUGUAUGGAGUUGUGGUUUGUACUGUUUCUAGUUUACAUAGAAAAGGGCAAAGCAGGUUUGUCUAUUAAUGGCUGCACCUUCGAAUUAUAAUGUGACUGCCUUGCUUUUAUGAAUGCUCACUAAUUAAUUCAGCUUUUCACAAUAUUUGCUCCCUGCUGGUCUGAGCCUAGUGCUGCUCAGACUUGGUUCAUUUAGCUUUUGCCUUGUAAUCAUUGAUAGUCUAAGAAAUAGUCUGCUGCCACAGAGCUGUGAGCGCCUACAGUAAGACAUUAAGUCUUUUGUCUUUAGUCUCAAAUAUUUAUCAAGGCUACAGUUGACCUGAUAUAAUAUUACAUUGUUUGCUGCAUGCUGAUCCUGUUUGGGGUAGGAAAUCAUUUAAGUUCAAUCCUGAAAGCAUCCUCUUACUAGCUGAGCACUGGGAUUUACAAAAGCAGCAGUUUUUUGUGUUUAAUGCAAUAGUUAUCACUUUUUUUGAUUUUACGGUAGUGGAAUUAUUCUUAAAUAUAUCAGUUUGAAAGUAGUUUUUCACUCUUUGUGUAGAUAGCUUUUUUUUUUUUUAAAUUGUGUGCUAUACACAGGUUAAUAAAAGAUGCCUGCUGCCUGUAUGAAGCAGAGUACGCACAAAGGUAAAAACAUUGCUACACAGUCUUCAUUGCACACUAUUUAUGUAACACCCAGCUAAUGUGAUAUUAGUGGACUUUUCUGUCUCAGUCUUGGUGACACUGUGUGCACAUGGUUAGUACUUCGUGCCACAGUUAACUAUCAAGAGAUACCAACAGAGCCCAGUUUGACCUGACUGGAACAUUAAAGGUGACUAGCACUGACACAAGACAUGCAUCAUUUUCUACCAAAUCAGUAUGACAGUAUGCAAACUAAGGCUGAACAAUUUUUUUUUUUUUAAUUAUUGAUUGAUUUGUUCAAAUACCAAUGAAAAUUUAGCUCAGUGCCCAAAGUGACAUUGAUAAAAGAAAGGAAACCGUAAAUUCUCACUUUUUAAGAUGGGGUGAGUCAAUGUUAAGCUUUUUAAAAAUAAAUCAUAUAAAAGAUCAGUUGACUAUUAAAAUGAUUAGUUACUUUUAUUACCUUUUUUGUUUCUAUAAAUACUAGUGUCUAAUUGGUACAUGCAUUCUUUUUGUACUUACUGGCAUUAGUUCUGCUCAGAGCAGCAGCCAAGAGUUGCUGUAGUUCUUUUUUGUGUGGGUUGUGGUAGAGUGCAGCACUGAUGAUUAGCUCACAGCAUUGGUCAGCAGGUACAUAGAGAGAAGAUGGGCUGAAAAACAGAGUCACAUGCCUUAAGAGCUCUGUCACAGAUUGAGUGAUGAGUUGGCAGCAUUUUUCUUCCAGUUAGAAUUUCAUAUUGAGUUGAGAAUGUAUGUGAGCUUCAUGUCAACAGGACAAACCGAGGGCUCUAAGGAUUUAGUAUGUAUGCAUGAAGUUUGCUGAUCUGUUUGCCUGCAUACUGACCUCCCCUCUUCCUGCCUUGCUCUGGAGUCCUCCAUCCUUGUCUUUCUUCACAUGUCUGUGGCUCUGACUCAGACAAGAGUAGUGACUCCUCAGGCUGUUGAAGUUGUACUAGGCAAGAUUUUUCCCAUCUGACACCCAAAGGAAAUCUCUGCCCACACAAAAUAGUAACACAGUCUUCUUCAGAUGGAGUAAAAUGUACUGAAUUGUUUCUGGAUGUUGAAGUCUGUAUAUUCAAACACUUCCCACUGCCGUUUGGGUCUGCUAGUUAGCUAACCUUCCACUGUCCAUCAUCUAAGACAAUAUUUCUGCCCUCUUUUUGUCUUUGCUGCUCAGCGUGGCUCCUUUUUGUGCACUGGCAGAUUCAGGGUCGUGCUUUUAUUUUAUGGCACCUAACCUUUAGGCCUGACUUUGAUAAGCUCUCAGCACAUUUGUGCAUUAGUGUGUGUUUAGAUAAUUUGGACAAGGUGUGUGUCUGUGUACGAAUAGACAAGUAUAGAAUUUUUGGAGACAGCGUUUAUAAGUUGCAAGAGCUGUCUACCUGUGUGCAUGGCAUGUCUGUGUAAGACAGCAGUGUGUGUCUGUUUUUCCUCCAUUACCGUGUGAGUGUGUGUGUGUGUGAGAGGUGUUCUAGCUGAAGUGCUGUAUGCCUGUUUGCUAUUGCUAAGGCAAUCUGGAAACCAUUUGAAAUCAUAAGGACAAUGUGAGUAAAAGUCUGUUUAGAACUGAGGAGUUAAUAUGCAAGAAUACAGCCAGCCAUUUCUACACUGUGUGUCUAUAGUAUCCAUUCCUGUUAACAAGAACACAUGACAUGGGCUUACCUUGAAAUUCUUUACAGCACAGUAUAUAAAAAACUAAUUGCAGUGGUACAUAAAUCUUUCACUCAAGAUUACGAAGUGUGAUUUCAGCCCACACACACAUAAGACUGCUUAUUGAUGAAAUUGGUCAACUAAAAGUGAAUAAGAAAAAUAAAACUGCGACAGUGAUUAAACCUUGACAUUGACUUUGCUUGGUUCAUUUUUGAGCUGCCCUUGCAAAAAAGUGUCUACUAGUGGUACAAAGAACUGUGAUUUCAUGUGAGUGGCAGAAGUUGUUUUUCUUUCUAAUUCUGAUUUAAAGCUGCAAUAAAUGAUUAAUAUUGUGGGCCAGAAAACAAAAGCAAUCCAAAAUGACUAAAAAAGCUCCUUAGAGCUGAGAUGAACUGCAGAGUUGGGUGAUAAUUCUUUGUGGGUUUGUCACCAUAAAUGACUCCUUCUAUAUCACACACAGUGAUUUGAUCUGUUGUUAAAUGCAUUAAAUAUGUUUUCAUAUGUCAUUAUAAUUUAAGCCAAAUUUGACCUACUACUGUUGUCUAAUCAGGGUUGAGAAUAAAUGUCCAGCUAGCACAAGCUCCAUCGGCCUAGAUAUACCAAAUCCUGAUGAAACUACCAGACAACCGAAACCAAAAGAUUUGAUGAGGGAGGGAGAAUUUGCACUGAUAUUAUCAUUUGGAGUGUGAACAACUCCAAAAUGUCAUGUCUACAGCGUAGUAUUUCAAAAUAUCAAAAGACUAUCCUUAAGACAGUUGUUGCCUUUUUUGAUUACGGUCUUCCUUUUGGUUUCAACCAGUUUGGUUGAGGAGUAGUUAAUUAUAGAAGUUGGAUUUCAGCACUUGAUGAUGUUCCAGAGAAUUGUGGGAUAUUUGUGGGAUGUAUGAUUGGGUUAAAUAAAUUGUAAUACUUUUUCUCAAUGACACAUUGUUAAUGUAAAGAAUUCAUGUUAAUAUCUAUUUCCAGAUAACAUAUCCUCAUCCAGUGAUCCUGCCUCAUGGAAUGUCCCACAGGUCACACUGGACUAAAGGCAAAUGAUGUUACUUUAUGUUUCUGCUCAAGAGAAGCACAAUGUGAGAAGGUCACUGUAUACAAGACACAUACAACGUGAAUGAAACUGUGUGAGUAAGCCCAUGUUUUACAGCCUUUCCAGCUGAGAAUGAAUCAGCACUCACGCUGUUGUGUUUCAGUAUCUCAUAAUAAAAAUGAUGCUUGACUUAAA